UGAAAAAUCUAUUGUUUAUGGUUUAAGAAUUUGUGAUUUGUUCACAGAAUUUGAUGAUGGCAGAUGCAAAGCAAGGUAAAACACCUGAUGAUUUCUGUAAUGGAUCAUCCCAGCAGUCACGUGUGGUGCUUGCAAAGCCCAGAUUGGAGUGUUUUGGAUCCUCCAGUUUUGCAUCUAGCUCAAGCAAAAGUUGUAACCCUUUUGGAUCAUCUGUGUUACGUCCAGCACAACUACUAUCAGGAAACAAUCCAUUUCUAAAAGUUUCCGAAACAGACAAGUCUAAUAAAAAGAAAGAUACUGAAGGAUCUCCGGAAACUACACAAGAAGCAGAAGCUCCCAAGUUUGUGCCUCUCGGUACCACAAAUGCAACACCAAGAACAACUACAUCAGUACCAGCUCCUGCUCAGCCCCCGAGCACUUCGUCUUCAGGAUUCAUUUUUGGUCAGAAUUUGAGUGAGAGGGUGGUCAUUAAAGAGACAGUGAAUAAUGGAGAUGCAUCAGUUGACCACAGCUCUUCAAAUGGCACGUCUGAAUUAUUAUUUACAAGUGCUGCUGCGUCUGUGAAAGAAAAUAGUCAGCAGGAGGAUGCGGCAGGAGGAAGCGCGGAGGGCGAGGGGCUGGCGGCGGCGGCAGCGGAGUAUGAGCGCUCGCACGCGCGGCCGCCGCCCCCCGCCGCCUACUGCGCUAUGACUGGCGAAGAGGACGAGACCAACGUACUGCAGAUCUCGUGUCGACUGUUCGCGUGGGAGAGCGGCAGCUGGCGCGAGCGCGGGCGCGGCGUGCUGCGGCUCAACGACGCGGCGGGCGGCGGCGGCGCGCGGCUCGUGGCGCGCGUGGCGGGCUCGCUGCGCGUCGUGCUCAACACCAAGCUGUGGCCCGACAUGGUGGUGGAGCGCGCCGGCAACAAGUCGCUGCGCAUCACGGCGGCCGAUGCGCAGCAGCAAGUCAAGCUCUUCUUGAUCAUGGGGGCUCCAGGAGAUAUCGUACAAUUACACAGAGCGCUUAUGUCGCGAAUCUCGCUCAGCAAACGGAGUUCAAUAAGCUCCAAAGAAGAUGAAAAAUCCCAGAGAUCUGCUGAGAGACUAGAAGCAGCGGCCGAUGAAAUCGAUUACCUUGAAAAAUCAGUUGACGACUCUAAUCAAGAAGAUGAUUCCAAUUUUGACGAGGAACAAUCUGUCGACGCCGCUCCUGACAGCAGGCACGAUGACAGAUUGGAAUGUAUUGAUGAUAAGACUGAGGAUGUCGAUAGUACGAAUCAGGAGGUAGCGGAAGACAAAGAAAUAAAUGCGUUAAAACGAAAAGAACCAGUCACAGACGAAACUUCACCUAAGAGACAUUGCCAAGACAAUCAGUGAGUGUGAUAUUCAGUCUCAGUGUUAAAUUAUGUGAAUUAAACUUGAAAAAAUAUAUGAACUUUGUUUGAUCAAUUCCUUGCAAAUCUGUAUUUCAAUGGUGUGAUGAGAGUAGAAAUAUUUAUGAUUAAAUUAAUAACUUUGUCGUAAUGCAGCAUUGGAUUAGUAUUAAUAGAUUGAUUGAUAAAGAAAUUUUUUUCUUCGUCAUUUGGAAUAUUGAGUAUGAAAAGAAUUGCAUAAUAACUUUACAAUACUUACCUAACAAGUUUGGCUUUAACACAUUCCAGGCGACUGUGGAGCGAAUUCACUAAAUAUUUGAUUCGGCCGGAGCUGAAUACCAAAUAAAAUAUUAUACAUGUGAUUUAUUUUCUGAAAUAUAAGCAUUAAAAUGUUCAA
Messenger RNA from Maniola jurtina (meadow brown), 1748 nucleotides. RefSeq names its product ran-binding protein 3 (gene RanBP3). The coding region runs from base 54 to 1355 and encodes 433 amino acids. The transcript has 6 exons. Lineage: Eukaryota; Metazoa; Arthropoda; Insecta; Lepidoptera; Nymphalidae. The record is from RefSeq and is a predicted model, not a curated record. Gene Ontology annotation, cellular component: nuclear pore; cytoplasm. Gene Ontology annotation, biological process: protein export from nucleus. Gene Ontology annotation, molecular function: GTPase activator activity.